CAGACAGCGAGAGAGCAGAGGGAGAGGAGAGAGAAGAAAAGAGACGGCGGGGAUGUGCGUGACUGUGCGGUGAUCGGUGCUGCAGGUAAAGACAGAGCCGGAUACAGGUUAUAUAGCCGCACCGGAGCCCGCCUCUCUCCUCUUCACCCCCUCCAAUAAACCCUCCGCAAUGUCUGGCGGAGGAGAGGUACGCGUCCUCCGCCAAGAGGCCGGGCAAGAGAGCCCGAGGAUGCCGGCCUGGAAGCGAGAGAUACUGGAGAGGAGGAAGGCGAAGGGCGGCGGGUGUGCAGGAGCCGGUGCCGCGGAGACGAGCCCCGGCGCUGCGGGUCCGCAGCGGGUCAACGGCGAGCAGUCGGGAAAUGUAAACGGCAGCGGCGGCGGAGGCAACGGCAGCGGCAGCGGUAGCGGCAGCGGCGGGUCCGGGCGGAACUACACCAUCACCACGGCCAACCAACACUUCGCCAACAACAAAGAGCCACGGCCGACAGCCGCAGAGAGAACGGCACAGAGAGAGGAUGGCGGACCGGAGAGCCUGGUGCUACAGGAGAGCCUGGGCCCGCUGGAGGAGAACCCGUUUAUCAAGCUGGAGAAAGAGCGGAGGAGGCGGCAGGACCGAGAAAACGCCGCUCGUCCGGUCCAGCACAUCCUGGAGCUGUACGGCAGCGUCCCUGGUAUACGGACUAUCCGCGCCGAGAAUAUUAUCAUCAUUGAGUCGGACCCGGAUUACUUUCCUGACGGUGGGGGGGUAAAAACCGGGUCCAACUGGCAGCAGAACGGUGUCAGUAGUUACAGCUCCCUGAAUGACCUCCUGGACCGCAGAGGGAGUGCUGUUACGGAGAUAAGAGCUAAGGAAGUGGUCAUCUAUGACACCACGUUAAGCAAGAGUGAGGAGAACUUGAGCACCCUUGGCCGCCCUGAUCAUGAGCUCCCAUCAUAUAAGACAGGUGAUGGUCAAGGUAGGGUGAGUCAGAUGCUGCAGAAGUUCGACAGCAACUAUGGGAAGCUGCAGAAGAAGUCCCACAGCACAGAGAACCUGCUGGACCUGGAUUGUGCCAGCAGCAGGCCAAGACUCUGGCCCAAGCCACAGCCAGAUCUGGUGCCAAAGCCCAGGCCAGGCCCGUCGUCGCCUGUCUUCCAGAGUCCCUGGUCUUCCAAACCAAAGCCACAGCCUGCUGUCUCUGAGCCGGGCAGCCCCCAGCGCUCAACCGGGUCCCCACAGUCUGUGUCUUCCUUCCGUCAGCGGUUUGAGGAGAGUGGAGGCCAUGGCGCUGCUGUCAGCCCCAGAGAGGAGCCAGACAGAGUGCAAACCAAGCCCACCAGAGAGAGAGACUGGGAAGGCGCCGAGGUGCCCCCCAAUCCCAAGGUGCCAUGCUCUCCGGAGACCCGUCGUGCCCGUGCCGAGUCCCCCUCAAGCCCCAUCUCAUUUAAGGUGUCGCGCAACUCUUCUGACUUCGAGAUCCGUCCCGCUCCAAAACCAGACCUCGCCCGAAUUCCUGAUGGAGACACCCAGGCACGGGCCCUGGCAAACCUUCGUCUGCAGUCCCGAAACUCCUUCACAGUGAUCCCCAAGCGCAAUCUCACUGCCUCCCCUGCAGCAGGUCGGCCAGCACCACCCAGCCCCGUCAAGUCUUCCCCCUCUCAUAGAGUGGCAGAGCUGCCCACGCCAGGAGUGCCAACCUCCCACACCCCGACACCCACUCUGACACCCUCAAAGAGGAACGAGGAGAAACAGCAGGAGGAGGUGGAGAGGGUGGCGAGGUCACCCAAGCCUGACCCAUUUCCUCCCGUUGCCACAAGUCCUGCGCCUCCUCCGACCUCACAGCCUCUGUCUCCAUCUCCUCCUCUCGCCCCAGCUCCCUUCUCUCCACCUGCCCUGUCUUCACCCCCCUCUUCUCCGGCUGUCCCAUCUUCACCCCCUUUCUCUCCACCUGCCGCAUCUCCUGCACCCUCAGAGUCUCCCGCCCCAUCCCCUGUCCCUUCUACUCCCUCUGUGGCUCCAGAACCACCCCCCGCAGAUCGGCUGCCAGUAACGAACAUAGAUGACAUUGAGGUGGAGCCCCCCCAGCGCGUCCCUGUUCCCAGCCCCAUGGUGCAGAGGAGAAAGGGGAACACCUUCACUGUGGUGCCUAAACGUAGGGCGGAGACCGAGGGCCAGCCGAGCUCACCUGAGCCCCAACGGGAAACCUCAAGUGAGGCCCCACCGGGGUCCACGCCCCCACAGGCCCCGUACGCUCAGCUGGGCUCCCUGCUGAAGAAACGCUACCCUGCUGUGGAGGAGAUCGAGGUCAUCGGUGGAUACCUUUCCCUCGCAAAGUCCUGCCUCUCCAAGACGGGCUCCACAGGGAAGAAGCUCAAGAUCUCCUUCAAUGAGUCGAGUCUCCAGAGCACGUACGAGUAUCCGUCAGAGAGCAGCGUGUGGGACAGCGGGGAGGAGGACGAGGAGGACAAGCAGGACGAGAAGGCGGCGGACGAACAGCCCAGCAUGGUGGGACGCAUCCACAUCCCUCGACCCAGUUUCACCAGCUCGUCCUCGCACACGACCAACAGCAACGACCUUUCCAGCUAUGUUCCCAAGCACGCUGUGGACUUCAGCGCCUGGCAGGAACACAAACAUGAAGACAGUGUUUACCAGGAAGACGCCGCUUCUCAACAGACGCAGAUGACAGAGGAAGUCAUGCUCACGCCGGCAGACAGCUCCUCCCUGUCUGACUACAGCAGCGAGCCCGCUCUUUACUUCUGAUCAAAGGUCGGACCAAUCAGCUGUACAGUAGUACCUCACCUGCGGGACCAGACUGCAGCCGGAGCCCAGCGAGGACCUCCACACCUGGGCCCAAACUGCCUCCAGCUCUACACACUCCAGCCGGCUCCAAGCACAUCUUCCUGAUCAGACAGGAAACACAGUGUUGAUUUUAUGUUUUGUUUUGGGUUCUUUUUGGGCUGAUUUCCUGCCACGGUACCACUACUCCUCGCCACGUUAUCAACAGCAUAUCAAGAGUUUAACAGCUUUUCUUCCAGGUGACCGAUAUCAGAUUCGCACCUUCUUCCUCACCCGAAGCUCCGACCAAUCCAAAAGCAGCUGGACUGUCUUUCCCGCCCCUUGAUGAUCCUGGACAGUUGAUCUGUCAGCCCUCCCCGCUUCCUCAUCCUCUUCACUCACUUAACAAAAUAUCUGACAGAAUCAAAUCGACCGUCGGACUCCGGAGAGACGUCCGUCUUCCUCUCUGUUCUCUGGCUUCAGACGGCCUCUCCUGUGAUUCUCCUGCUUCCACGUCUGCGUCUCACAUUCGCUUCAGGUUGUUUGGGAGAUAUCGACGAACGCAGCAGAAAGCGAGGGGACCAAACUCCUUAAAAGAACAGGAAGCCGCCAGUGCCCACGUGUAGGCGACGCCACGGUGACAGAGUUCAGUGUUAGCAUGGAAACAUGUCAUUAGGACGUUCUCCAGAAAUGUAGGAUCUGGAGGACGUGUCCGCUUGUAUACAAGUAGAACAAUGGCAGACUCAUACACACAAAAACAAAAAAAAAUGGUAAAAGGGUGCCACAAUUGUAGUCUUUUUUUUUUUUUUUGUUUUUGUACCUGCAUGUUUUGAUUUUUGGUUCUUUUACUGUAAAGCUUCUGUAUGCCUUUUAGGGGUUUUUUGUAUGUUUUCUGGCAAACUAUGCUGUAUUGAAGCUGCUGGACGUUUGGUAGAAGAGUCUAACGGCAAGCAAACUUCAACACACUUCCCCUUCUCUGCGACGAGGGAGGAAAAAUAUAAAUAUGCACCCCCGGGGAAAGAUUUCCGUCAAUCAGUAGCAUCUCUGACUUCUGAUUAAAAUGCUUGAAGAAGUGACCUUGGCCAAUAAUGUCUGUAUGUCCGUAUUGCUGGUGACAAACGUACAGCAAAAUAUCAUCAUACUGUAGAAUGUUUCUGUAUAUCCUGUUUAUCAAAACGCUGUUAGACCUCCCGACACCUUCUCUCUGCCUCCUCGUGUAUUUAUUCCUGCUUAAAGUUGAAGUUUGCAUGUCUGAGACCUGCUCAUGUACUCUUUUUUUUUUUUUUUUUUUUUUUUUGUAAAGGCGAAUUUGCUGGUGUGGAAAGAACUGGAAGGGUGCGUUCAGACUGAACACCCCCAUCGGACGUUUGUUUGUUUUUUUUUUCUUUCCAGUCGGACCUCAUGUACUUUCACAUUCCACAGAGAAAGAAGCUGGUCCAUUGAAGUAAUGAAUUGAUUGUGAUCAUUCAUAAUAUGGCAUGUUUGUGAGAGCGAAUGCAAGGUUGCGUGUGUUUGAAAGAAUAUGUAAUGAUUUUUUAAAAUUCAGAUUUUUUUAUAUACAGGAACGCACCAAGUUUCCAGAUGAUUUUUUUUUUUUUUUUUUUACUCAUAAUGCCAAUUGAUUAAAGUGUUGCUGUAACAGCCUCACAUUCAUUCUUUACACUCCCAGGAUCGACUCCCCUUCGGCCAGUAUUGUUGUACAGUUUCAAUAUUCUACCAUAUUUUCAUAAUCAUCAAAGAUUUAUUUCUUUCUCCUGUCAUUUUGUUCAUUUCUCAGAUCAGAUGAAGUUUGUUCAGUCCUCAAAGGUUGGAUUUUGUCGUUAGGAGACGAGAUAUUAUGUCUUUGUCUGAAGAAUUUGGGGAUUAUGUGUUUUGUCUGGAGUCUUGGAUGUUAAAUGUCUUUGCACUGUCAUGCUUUUAGCUUUGUUUUGCACCUCAUGAGAAGGAACAGAGUAGGCGACAGAGGAAAUGUGCACUUAAGAGAACAAAGAAGUCUAGUUGAAGAGUUUUGUUUCAAAACCAUUUCCACUAUUGACAUAUUCUUAUUAACAAUUGAUUGUACGUCAGUUGAAAGAAUAACAUUUAUACAGACUGGAGUGAUGAAAUUCAGGUAUUGAUAUUUUUUGGAAUAGAACUCUUCAAUUGUACGCGAUGAAUGCACUGCCGAUGAAUGCCAUUACCACUUUUGUACUCUGUUUGCCACAGCCUUGCAUCAGAAGUCUUAUGAUUGUCGGCCUUGUCGCUGUGACCACAAGCAGUAGCGCACGUGUUGUUUUCCACACAGGUCCAGGCCUUCAUCUCCAUCCUGACAAAUCCAUUCGAGCUGUUUUCUCACCCUCUGAUAUGCAGUAGUUUUAAAAGGACCAUGCCAGUGAUUUUUCAUGUUUUAGCCCAUUUACUACAAAUCAUAUACUUUACUGUGAACCACUUUGUAAAUCAUGCUGCUGUGUUUUACAAGUUUGAAUGUAUUUUUAUUGUGUAACCACUCAGGGUGUCCAUUGGUUUCCACUCUAUUUCUUAUGGUAUGAAAAUCUACUUGAGUUUUUUUUUUAAACAUAUUACUUUUUCAUUCAAAAAUGACAAACUAAACACAACUUUACCUAAAUCAAAAGUCAAAUCUGGCAAAAUUUUGUUUUAAAUCAGAAAUGGGCCGAACAGAAAAUAAGUAAACACUCAAUACUAGGUGCUACUGACACAUUUCAGCCAGUACCAAAAAAGAGGUUCAACAGCUGCCCCUAUGAUACACUGCAGACUUUUCACAUUACUCUCCACUUAAACUACCCUACCAGUAUACGACCGUACAACUGUAAUGUAACCAACAAAGAUAAAUCCAGGCUUGAUGUCUCUGUUAUGGAUUACACGACUCCAGCAAGUUUCAAGAGUCUUCUAAUCUUCAUACCAAAGGAAAUUAAUAAAAAUCAAUGGCUGCUCCAAACAGUUGGAAAAACACAGAACUGUAUGGCAUGCAUUUGAAACUAACAAAAAUGUAAAGUAUACAUGAUUUGUAGUUUAAAAGAAAAAAACAAAACA
Messenger RNA from Thunnus maccoyii (southern bluefin tuna), 5785 nucleotides. RefSeq names its product taperin (gene tprn). Gene Ontology annotation, molecular function: phosphatase binding. The transcript is spliced from 4 exons. The coding region runs from base 170 to 2740 and encodes 856 amino acids. Lineage: Eukaryota; Metazoa; Chordata; Actinopteri; Scombriformes; Scombridae. The record is from RefSeq and is a predicted model, not a curated record.